Loa loa (African eye worm) is the source of this 1665-nucleotide messenger RNA. RefSeq names its product heparan 6-O sulfotransferase HST-6. Gene Ontology annotation, cellular component: membrane. The coding region runs from base 142 to 1404 and encodes 420 amino acids. Gene Ontology annotation, molecular function: heparan sulfate 6-sulfotransferase activity. The record is from RefSeq and is a predicted model, not a curated record. The transcript is spliced from 9 exons. Lineage: Eukaryota; Metazoa; Nematoda; Chromadorea; Rhabditida; Onchocercidae.
UUGUAGCAUUACUCUUCUGUGUUUCUUUUGCACAGUACGGUGAAAACGGAUUUAUCACUGGGAAUAUAUGCAAAUGACCGGUUUGAUAACGAGCAAUGCAGAGAGGACUUUCAAUCGAACAAGGUUUCUGUUGGAGAAGAGAUGGAUGAUGGGGACAAUUCAGUAAUUGGUAAAAUUUAUAUGAAGUAUAAGCGGCAAUCUUGGUUACGUCUGAUAUUUUUUACCGCUCUCUUGAUUGCUACACCUCUCGGCUAUUUCAUUGCCGAGAAGUCGUUUAAUUACGCUGCGAAUUAUGGUUACUACUCCUCAGGAAGUAUCAGUUCCCCACGAUACAGCCUGGAUCAGAUGCGUGAAUUUGCAUUCAAAAAUAGCAUCGCUACCGAUUAUAAACCAUCAUUUUAUACUCGUUGGAAUCUUUCGUUCAACAAAAUUCUGGAUGAUCCCGAUAAUGGAUUUAAUAUGAGCGAUAACGAUGUGAUCGUAUUUUUGCAUAUUCAAAAGACAGCAGGCACAAGUUUUGAGCGAUUUCUUGUCAGGCAUCUGAAUGUUUCAGCACCAUGCAUUUGUCAUAUGGGAAAGAAGCGAUGCAGUUGCGUAGGCCCUGGCCCUAAGAAAAAGAUAUGGUUAUUUUCUCGGUAUUCUACCGGUUGGGUUUGUGGACUACAUGCCGAUUUCACCGAAUUGUUUGUCUCUGGUUGUGUGGAUAAUGCUCUGGAUAAGAAAGAAGGUUUUCAUCGAAAGAGACGGUAUUUUUAUACAUCGUUUUUCCGUGAACCGGUAACACGUUUUAUAUCGGAAUAUCGUCAUGUAGAACGGGGCGCUACGUGGUUAGCAGCUAGGCAUAUAUGCAAUGGUCGACCACCUACGCCCGAACAAUUACCAAUGUGUUUUGACCCUGAAAUUGGAUGGGAUGGUGUGACAUUAGAUGAAUUUCUUGCUUGCCCGUAUAAUCUUGCGUUUAAUAGGCAAACUCGAAUGUUGGCUGAUCUAACACUUAUCAGUUGUUACGACACUCGAUCAACGGAUGCAGCAACUAGAGAUAAAAUUAUGUUAGAAAGUGCAAAAAUCAAUCUAAAAAAUUUGGCCUUUUUUGGUCUCAAGGAAUAUAUGGCUGAAAGUCAAUGGAUGUUUGAACAACUUUUCCGCUUAAAGUUUACGAAGAAUCUUGCUGAAUGGACCAAAAGUAAAUCGAACAAUACCGAAAUAACUCCACAACAAAUGCAAUUAAUCAGGGAUAAGAAUAAACUGGAUAUCAUGCUAUAUGCAUAUGCGAAAAAACUAUUUUUGAAAAGGUUAAAGCAGUUACAGUCAAGCAUUGAUGACUAUUCCAUGUUUCCACACAGAGUAAUUAAUGACAGUCAUGCUGGUAAUUUUAAAGCAGUUACUCGAAACGAAGGAGAAUAAGCGUUCGAGAGGAAUAUGACGCGUUUCUCAUCAUCGAAACAAAAUUUUCCAGAAGUUGUACAGUUCACUUUUUUCUUAAUUAUGAGAAAUUUGAUAGGAAUCUUUAAAUCAUGUUACUGUUGUUCGAAUUAAUUGUGAAAUUUGAUUCGAUAAUUAAUUUGAUUUGUAUUUUUACCAUUUUAUAGUUUGAAAGCUCGUUAUUUUCCUGAUAUAUGCGCCGAGGAGGAUUGCUCAUUCUUUGGUUUUUCAUUUUUCCAACCU